Fonsecaea pedrosoi CBS 271.37 is the source of this 729-nucleotide messenger RNA. RefSeq lists its product as uncharacterized. The coding region runs from base 1 to 729 and encodes 242 amino acids. NCBI's taxonomy places the organism in Eukaryota, Fungi, Ascomycota, Eurotiomycetes, Chaetothyriales, Herpotrichiellaceae. The transcript has 2 exons. The record is from RefSeq and is a predicted model, not a curated record.
AUGAGCGCCAGCCGCAAACGUCCCGGGAGUCCGCAAGUCGACGAAGCACCCACAAAGCGCCCCGCGAAGCUCGUUGAGGUCGUCCAGGAUGGAGAUGUCCUGCUCACUGUUGGCCGAGGGGACGAUGCCCUCAAAAUACGAGUCUCGGGGACAGUAAUCAGUCUUGCGUCAGGAGUCUUCUCUCGUAUGCUCUCGUCAUCAUUCACAGAGGGAAGGUCGAGAGAAAUCGAAUUGCGCGAAGACGAUCCAGAGGCUGUCCUCGACUUCUGCAACAUUGCUCACCAUAAAGCUGAGAGUGUCGAUCAUUGUGACGGCUCGAGGCUCGUGAAGCUAGUAGAAUUUGCAGAUGCGCGAUUCUGUGUGAAAGCACUGAGGCCGUGGCUUUCCGCAAGGCUUGCUGGUAUAAUAGAAGAAUUCAAGGGCUACGAACGCAACAUGACACCAAUCAAUCACAACUGGAUUUCUCCUGAAGACGAUUCACUCGAGCUAACAAUGGAACAGUGCAUGAGUGUUGCCGCCGUCUUCAAAUUGAACGAUUUGUUCUGGUUCGCGACGAAGCAUUUCUUGCUCCUACAGGGUCGACGUUCCACCUCCCCAACAUUACCUUCAUUCGCCGAGUCAGCUCUUGGAUUCGGGUACACAGUUUUAAAGAUAGGUUUGGAAAGGAAACCAUGCUGCCAUCACAGCAGUUCUUCGAUGAUAUCUUGGAGUGCGUUGGCAGAGAUUUAG